UGUUCAGGUGUGCAGGGUUUCCAGAUGACCCACUCUCUGGGAGGAGGCACCGGCUCCGGUAUGGGUACCCUGCUGAUCAAUAAGAUCCGGGAGGAGUACCCUGACCGCAUCAUGAACACCUUCAGCGUCAUGCCCUCACCUAAGGUGUCGGACACGGUGGUGGAGCCUUACAACGCCACGCUGUCCGUCCACCAGCUGGUGGAAAACACGGAUGAGACCUACUGCAUCGACAACGAGGCCCUCUAUGACAUCUGCUUCCGCACUCUGAAGCUCCCCACACCCACCUAUGGAGACCUGAACCAUUUGGUGUCGGCUACCAUGAGCGGCGUGACCACCUCGCUCCGGUUCCCCGGACAGCUCAACGCCGACCUGCGAAAGCUGGCCGUCAACAUGGUGCCAUUCCCGAGGCUCCACUUCUUCAUUCCGGGGUUCGCCCCUCUGACGGCGCGGGGCAGCCAGCAGUACCGCGCCCUGACUGUUCCCGAGCUCACCCAGCAGCUUUUCGACGCAAGGAACAUGAUGGCGGCCUGCGACCCCCGCCACGGGCGCUACCUGACUGUCGCCACGGUCUUCCGUGGACGCAUGUCCAUGAAGGAGGUGGACGAGCAGAUGCUGAAUGUCCAGAACAAGAACAGCAGCUACUUCGUGGAGUGGAUCCCCAACAACGUGAAGGUGGCGGUCUGCGACGUGGCCCCCCGCGGGCUCAAGAUGUCCGCCACAUUUAUCGGGAACAGCACGGCCAUCCAGGAGCUGUUCAGGCGGAUCUCGGAGCAGUUCUCAGCCAUGUUCCGGAGGAAGGCCUUCCUGCACUGGUUCACGGGCGAAGGGAUGGAUGAGAUGGAGUUCAUGGAGGCGGAGAGCAACAUGCACGACCUGGUGUCGGAGUACCAGCAGUACCAGGAGGCCACAGCCGAUGACGAGGAGAACUUUGACGAGGAGGAGGAGGAGGAGGAGCUCGAGUGAAGACCUCCAACACAGGACGUUGGAAUCGUAGCACAGAGGUCCGGUUCUUCUACUUUACCUUUUUGGAGCAUUUUGUUGGGCUGAACUAUUUUCCAAUGAUUCAACUUGUUUUGUUGUGAAAUUUGACGACAUUUGAGGACGUCGACCUUAAAGGAACAACUUCAUGAAGCAGAACCAGUUUCUGUAACGAGGUACCUCAAUGGUCGGUCGUGUUCACGCGACCUGACAGUUAGUUGGUUAAAGGAGUUUUUAUUUUUUGACCCACCAAAUGUCUCGACAUGAAGUUGUUCAAGAUGAACGUUAAACCGAUGGUUUCUGAAGCUAAGCUAACAUUAGCAUUCAGCUUUCUGAAACAAUCAUGCUAACGGUUUGUUUGAAAAAGCUAAAGAAUAAAUUUAACGUUCUAUGCAGCGUUUGACUCGUAACGUGCACUCUGACACGCACGUUCUGUGAACAUCUGAAGUGUUUGUGUUGAACCCAGAGUUUAAAACGAAGAAUGGAGGAACAGUCCUGCGGGGGUUAUCGCCCCCCGCAGGACUGGAGGAGACGUUUCUGUUGCACGUUUCAACCAGAACUUUCUGCGUUUAGUUCUUGGUGUUUUGGUUCAAGUUGUAAAAAAUAAAAAUAAAAAAUGUGU
This is a messenger RNA of Nematolebias whitei (Rio pearlfish), 1600 nucleotides long. It is a transcript of the gene tubb6, whose product is annotated as tubulin, beta 6 class V. The transcript is spliced from 3 exons. The record is from RefSeq and is a predicted model, not a curated record. Bases 25 to 963 code for a protein of 312 amino acids. Gene Ontology annotation, molecular function: GTPase activity; GTP binding; structural constituent of cytoskeleton. Gene Ontology annotation, biological process: mitotic cell cycle; microtubule cytoskeleton organization. Lineage: Eukaryota; Metazoa; Chordata; Actinopteri; Cyprinodontiformes; Rivulidae. Gene Ontology annotation, cellular component: cytoplasm; microtubule.